Messenger RNA from Penaeus chinensis, 1359 nucleotides. RefSeq lists its product as uncharacterized. Bases 102 to 887 code for a protein of 261 amino acids. NCBI's taxonomy places the organism in Eukaryota, Metazoa, Arthropoda, Malacostraca, Decapoda, Penaeidae. The transcript has 3 exons. The record is from RefSeq and is a predicted model, not a curated record.
GUUUAGGAGGAGGAGGCAAAGGAGUCUAGGCUCAGUCAACACGAAGCAAGGGUUGAGGUCAAGCCGGCGCCGCUCCUGUCCUUCUCUUCUCGUAGGUCACCAUGGCGCGGAUGAUGCAGAUAUUUUGCAUUCUGGUGUCAGCGACGGCGGCCAUAGCAGCUAAAGUGCCGAACACGGUCUUUUGGCCUGCGAACCCUUUCCACCAUGCCCAUAGCGACACGCCCACCAAGCUUGAUGGAGACGUCCAGAUUGAGGUCGUCACCACUUUAGGGCCGAGAGAAGAUUCGUCCGAUGAUACAACAGAAGCUUCUGUUUUCGUUACAGUUCAAGACGUUAGCUCGGACCUUCUGAAGAUCGAAGCACCUCUGGAACAAGAGCCAGAGCCAGCUAAAAAUGAAGCAGAACCGGAAAUGAAUCUCAUACCAAAUAUGUUAAUAAAUGCUCUGAGUCGUUCUGGUCUCGACCCUGCACUGGAGGAUCCUCUGCUGGAAGAAGCCAAAAAACAAUAUAUAUCUACCUGGAACUUGGAAGCCUUGAGGCAAAACGCCCCUUACCUUAUGAUAGACAGGGUCUGGCCAGAUUUGGGUAUGGUGUACAUGCCAGCUGUGAAUCAGAUGACUGCCAAGGUCCAAAAGUCAAAGAUGGUUAAAGAAGCAGCCUUAAGUCUCAAGAGAAUAUGGGAGGAAGUGAACCAAGGCGAGACUUCUGCCAUUACUGAGGAGGGAAACAUAUUCGAAGCCUUCGCCCAGUUCUUUAACAAUUUGUAUGCUCAGGACAGGCUGAGGACGGACGGCGAAGCGAAUCUUGAGAGUGGAAAUUCCACGCAGAAGGAUGGACGGCCGUCAGAUAAGGGACCAGUCAACGUGAACCAAGACAAAAUUGAGUAAAGGUAUACCACUGUCUGUAUACCACUCUGACUAGUAAGAACUCAACUUACCAGAUAGCCACCUAUCUCUAAAAACUUGCAGUUGUUUUGCCAUGCCUAACGGCUUUACAGAAGUCUCCACAUUGUUUGUAUUUUGGGAAUUCAUUGGUAGGUGAGAAUUUCACGAAAUGUUACAUUAUUCGGUUAAUUUUUUCGCCAGCAAACUUUUCCCCCCACCGAUCUUUUAAAGGUAGAAUUCUUAAUGCUAGCUGUGAUACUUUCGUUAGGGUUGGCAUAUCAGUCACUAGGAAAGGCAGUAUCGGAAGAUAGAUUGAUACUAAGAAUACUGCAUUGUUGGAUGGUCUUGCUAUUUAUUGACGUGUUUGUUACCAGGGGAGAGCUUUUCUCUCAUAUAUGACUACUGCAUUAAUUUUGUAGCUAAUAUUUAUUAUCGUUAAUUGAUGCUUGUGUGUGAAAUAAACAUAAUUAAUUUU